AUGUUGUUUGAAGCAUACUUGUUUGUAAUUUUAAAUGUUUUUCUUUUUAAACAGUGCAACUCCCAAACGACGCAAAAUCUAAACAUUCUGUUCGUCAAUGAAGAAGGAAAUGAAGUAGCGGAUAAAGCUUUGGAUGUCGCCUUAACUUAUUUAAAAAAGAACAGUAAACUUGGAAUAAGCGUCGAUUUAAAAAGAGUUGUUGGCAAUAGAACCGAUUCAACAGCGUUUUUGGAUACACUAUGCACAACUUACAACGAAAUGUUAGAAGGCAAGACGCCUCCGCACUUGGUUUUGGAUACUACUAUGACAGGUCUAGGAUCAGAAACAGUAAAAUCUUUCACAGCAGCCUUAGCCUUACCAACUGUAAGUGCUUCUUUUGGCCAAGUAGGUGAUUUGAGACAAUGGAGAAAUAUAGAUGAUAACGAGAAGAAGUAUUUGGUACAGAUAAGUCCUCCUGCUGAUUUAAUACCUGAAAUCGUUCGGACUAUUGUUUUAAAUCAAAAUAUUACAAAUGCUGCAAUUCUCUUUGAUCAUUCUUUUGUGAUGGAUCAUAAAUACAAAUCGCUUCUUCAAAACGUAGCCACAAGACAUAUCAUUACUCCGAUAAAAGAUGGCAACGAAGUUGUAGAUCAGUUAAAUCAACUUAGGAAAUUAGAUUUGCUGAACUAUUUUAUUUUGGCAAGUUUAAGUAACAUUAAACGAGUCUUGGAUGCUGCGGAUACUCUUUCAUUUUUUAACAGAAAAUUUGCGUGGCAUGCAAUAACCCAAGACGAUGGUGAAAUUAAAUGUGUUUGCCGAAAUGCCACAAUAUUAUUCGUCAAACCUUUACCGAACACUACGUAUCAGGACAGACUAGGUACGAUGCAGAGGACUUACCAAUUAAAUACGGAACCAAUAAUAGCUUCAGCAUUUUAUUUUGAUCUAUCUCUUCAUUCCUUUAUAGCGAUUAAAGAACUUAUUGCUGAUGGAGUUUGGAAAAAUGCUGUGACAAAUUAUAUAACGUGUGAUGAAUAUAACGGUAACAACAGCCCAAAAAGAAUUGGUUUGGAUUUAAAAAAAUAUUUUAACAAGGAAAAUUCGGAAAUGUUUACUUACGGCCCUAUUACUGUUGAGUCAAAUGGUAUGAGUUUUAUGGAUUUCCAAAUGGUGCUAUCAUCCGUAGGAGUUAGAGAGGGAGCUUCAGAUAAAUCCAUGUCUUUAGGAACUUGGAAUGCAGGUUUCGAUAAUAAUUUAACUCUCGUUGAUCCAAAAGCCAUGGUUAAUUUAACGGCAGAUGUUGUCUACAGAAUUGUAGUAGUUGAGCAACAACCAUUUAUCUUCAGAGAUGAAACUGCCCCAAAACAGUUUAAUGGCUAUUGUAUCGACCUGAUAAAUAAAAUAGCAGAAAUUUUAAAUUUUGAUUAUGAGCUUAUAGCUGUCGAUAAAUUUGGUACUAUGGACGAAAACGGUAAAUGGGAUGGUAUGGUUAAAGAGCUAAUUGAAAAGAGAGCAGAUGUAGCAUUAGGUUCGAUGUCAGUUAUGGCGGAAAGGGAAAAUGUUAUCGAUUUUACAGUACCUUAUUAUGAUCUGGUAGGAAUAACAAUUUUAAUGAAGUUACCUGAAACACCAACAAGCUUAUUCAAAUUUUUGACAGUAUUGGAAGACGAUGUAUGGUUAUGUAUAUUAGCAGCAUAUUUUUUCACAAGUUUUCUAAUGUGGGUAUUCGAUCGAUGGUCCCCAUACAGCUAUCAAAACAACCGCGAGAAGUACAAGGACGAUGAAGAAAAAAGAGAAUUUAACUUAAAGGAGUGCCUCUGGUUUUGCAUGACAUCGUUAACACCACAAGGAGGCGGAGAAGCACCGAAAAACUUAUCUGGAAGAUUAGUAGCGGCGACAUGGUGGUUGUUUGGAUUCAUUAUCAUUGCUUCGUACACUGCUAAUUUAGCCGCCUUCUUGACAGUAUCACGAUUGGACACUCCAAUAGAAUCUCUGGAUGAUCUCUCUAAACAAUAUAAAAUUCAAUAUGCACCUUUGAAUGGAUCUGCUGUUCAGACGUAUUUUGAAAGAAUGGCUAAUAUUGAGGCAAGAUUUUACGAGAUUUGGAAAGAUAUGAGUCUCAACGACAGUUUGACAGAGGUUGAAAGGUCAAAACUCGCCGUUUGGGACUAUCCUGUAAGUGACAAAUAUACUAAAAUGUGGCAAGCGAUGAAAGAAGCUGGAUUACCUAAUACCUUGGACGAAGCUGUGGGAAGAGUGAGAAGUUCUAAGUCAUCCAGUGAAGGAUUUGCCUAUCUUGGUGAUGCUACUGAUAUAAGAUACCUUGAAAUCACGAAUUGUGACCUUACUACUGUCGGUGAAGAAUUUUCUAGAAAACCAUAUGCAAUUGGUGUUCAACAAGGAUCGCCAUUAAAGGAUCAAUUUAACACAGCUAUUUUGCAGUUACUGAACAGAAGAGAACUAGAACGACUUAAAGAAAAGUGGUGGAAUAAACAUCCAGAGAAAAAAGAUUGCGAAAAAGUUGAAGAUCAAUCCGAUGGUAUCAGUAUUCAGAAUAUUGGAGGAGUGUUUAUUGUUAUUUUUGUUGGCAUUGGAUUAGCUUGCAUUACUCUAGCUUUCGAAUAUUGGUGGUACAAAUACAGAAAGGGUGGUAGAAUUCUCGAUGUUCAAGAAGCACCACCACCAAACAAAACGACAAAUUUUGCGGGUGAGCUGCCAUUUACCAAAACGAAGUCAUUGGAUAAACCGGGCGUUCAACCUAAAAAUCCCAUGUUUCCGAGGAAUAGGUUUUAA
Messenger RNA from Diabrotica balteata, 2769 nucleotides. The record is from the annotation of a GenBank genome assembly. NCBI's taxonomy places the organism in Eukaryota, Metazoa, Arthropoda, Insecta, Coleoptera, Chrysomelidae.